GCGCGCGCGCGAUCGGUGACGGUCGGUGAACGGGACGGUGACGAUAGACUCGAGCUCGGGGAGUCGAAGAGGACAAAGAGUUUACAGAUGCCGCGAGGGACCACGACGACGACGCGAGCGAUGAGCGGAGGAGAAGCGGGAGGGGCGACGAUUGAACUCGAAGCCGCCGCUGAAUUCGCCAAGGAUGAGUUUUACACGAAAAGUUUCGUCGUCAAGGCGCGCGAGCGCGUGGAAGCCUCUGUGAAAGUUCGGGUCGAGACGAAUGGUGUUAAGUACAAGGUCACCGUGGAAACGGACAUGGACGCCGAAGGGCAAGAUUUGCGCAUGCAUUGGGGCGUGGCGACUAGUAAGGAAACGUGGGAUAACAUGGAGACACCUCCAGUAAAAAUUAGACCGCCGUUUACGAUUGAAACCACGGGGGUAUGUCAAACGCGCAUGACGCCGACGUCGUCACGCUUGAGCCCCACGCUCACGGCUACGAUCGAAGGUGACGUAGCGGACGGCUUUUACGCAAUCAACUUCCUGUUCAAAGAACCAAAGAAAGAUCGCUGGAUUCAUAACACGAACGGAAGAGAUUGGCACGUGCCGAUACCACAGCCGCCGGAACCUGAGUUAGUGACGCGUACGAUUACUAUGCUGGAAGAUUAUGAGGAAGAGAUUGAAGAGGACGAAGAAUACGAAGAGGAACAAGAGGAGCAAGAGUUGGACGAAUCUCUCGCCUCACUUUCAUCAGUGGUCGAAGUGAACAUCGAUUUGAACGCGCGCGCGAGCUCUCCCGUCAAGGAGGAAGUCGUCUCAGCAGCGUCGUCAGAAAUCUCCGAGCCGGCAAACGCGUGGAAACGUCUUCUAACCCCGCCUGUGGACCCCAAGCCGUUCGACACGAAAGACGAGAAUAUUAACGCCUUAGUUGAGUCACUUUUUGGCGCUGGUUCGAACGGUUUGACAUCUAUCAAGCCAAUCGCCGCGCGAGAUGAAGGACCGCCUGAGGAUGAGGACUCUGAACCGGAACUUGAACUGGCCAAAGCGGCUCCCAUGGAAAAGCCGAAGACGCUCAAAACUGGGAUGCGAAAGGUGAAGAGGAUGGUAACAAAGUCCCGCACUAUCACUAAGUCGAUAGAUGAACCGCUGCCGGUGAAGUUGGUGGAGGGUCCUUGGCUCACUACGAACACCAUUGAAGAAAAGUUGAUUCGCGAGAAAGAAGUGAGUUAUAGAGUUGGCGCCGUAGUGGAAAAGAACGUCGAGGGUGGUGGAGUCUUGGUGCGUGUAGAAGCUGAACUUCCGUGGAAUAUUGUUUUGCAUUGGGGUAUUGUUCCUCGCGGCGCGCGUGCGGAUGUUUGGACGUUGCCUCCGGAACAAUGGCGCCCAGAAGGUUCAGUGGUCGGGGACACGGGCAAAGCGUGCGAGACUCCCAUGAAGAAAUGCGAGAACCCGCUGUCCGAUCGGAUUCAGAUGAGUUAUGCGGAGCUUCAGCUCGGAAACGCACCCACUGCGAUGCGGUUUGUUCUCAAAGAAAAUGGUGGAGAAGGACGGUGGCUUGAUCGCAAUGGCGACGAUUUUGUCAUUCCCAUGCCCGAGCCGGCGUACGCAAGCACCACGCUCGAUCUCACUGGUGAGCGGACUAAGGAAGCGAUAGACGUCGCCACAGCCGCUGCGUUUCGUGCGGCGGAGUUGCAUCUCGACUCCAUGGAUGAAGUCGAAGAGAAGGAGCUUGAUAUGAAUAUGCAAGUCGAGUACGAGGUGGCGACUCCACCACUGAGCGAAGACGACUUUGCUCCGGCGGAGCGAAUUCAAAAGCCUCAGAAAUCAGCCGUCGGUAACGGUCGGGAAGUUUUGCUUCAAGGCUUCAACUGGGAGUCUUGCAAGGCUCCAUGGUACCAAGCCGUCGAGCGACUUGCACCCACCAUUGCGGAACUAGGAUUCACGGUGGUUUGGUUGCCUCCGCCGACAUCGAGCGUCAGCGAGCAAGGUUACAUGCCUCUGGAUUAUUAUAACUUGGACUCUCGAUACGGCACAAAGGAAGAAUUAAAGGGCGCCAUCAAGGCUUUGCACGAUAAUGGUGUGAUGGCGCUCGGUGAUGCCGUGCUUAACCAUCGAUGCGCCCAUUUCAUAGGCGACGUACCCGGCACGUACAACAAGUUUGGAGGCAAGUUACCGUGGGACGCGACAGCCAUCGUGGCAGACGAUCCCAAUUUUCAUGGCCGAGGAAACAAAGCCGAUGGUGAAAUGUUCCAUGCAGCUCCUAAUAUCGACCAUAAUCAAGCUUUCGUCAAGGCUGAUCUCGAAGAUUGGAUGAGCUGGCUCAUGCGAGAAGUCGGCUACGACGGUUGGCGACUCGAUUACGUGAGAGGUUUCUGGGGUGGUCACGUGAAGGAUUACAUGGAGGCGACGAAUCCGCAGUUCGCGGUCGGUGAGUACUGGGAUUCGUUGGCCUAUAACAUGGAUGCUCUGGAUUACAACCAAGAUGGUCAUCGACAACGGAUCGUGAACUGGCUCAACGCCGCCGGCGGAAACGCCGGCGCGUUCGACGUUACCACCAAGGGCAUCCUGCACGCCGUAUUUGAACGCCAAGAGUAUUGGCGCUUAUCGGAUAAAGCAGGCAAGGCUCCGGGUGUCAUGGGUUGGUGGCCUAGUCGAGCGGUGACUUUCAUAGAAAAUCACGACACUGGAUCGACGCAAGGCCACUGGCGGUUUCCUCGCGACAAAGAGCUUCAAGGAUACGCGUACAUCCUGACCCACCCGGGCACGCCGACAAUCUUCUGGGAUCACAUCUUUGACAACAACUGGGGACAUUUGCACAAACCCAUCGAAGACAUGAUUCGUAUUCGCAAACAGUCCGGUAUUCACUGCCGGAGCGAAGUGAAAAUCGUCAAGUGCGAGCAGAGCGUGUACGCCGCCGUCAUCGAUGACCGACUUUUGAUGAAAAUUGGACCUGGUCAUUUUCAUGCAGACGACGCGUGGGAUUGCGUGCUUUCUGGACAAGACUUUGCAAUCUGGCGCAAGAAGAAAGAUCGUUCGCAGCCGCGGUGAUUUCUCAUCUCUACUUAAUAUACUGUAAUACUACAACUCGCGAGCGAGCAAGC
Messenger RNA from Ostreococcus lucimarinus CCE9901, 3080 nucleotides. RefSeq lists its product with no specific name. The record is from RefSeq and is a predicted model, not a curated record. Lineage: Eukaryota; Viridiplantae; Chlorophyta; Mamiellophyceae; Mamiellales; Bathycoccaceae. Gene Ontology annotation, molecular function: alpha-amylase activity; calcium ion binding. Gene Ontology annotation, biological process: carbohydrate metabolic process. The transcript has a single exon. The coding region runs from base 88 to 3027 and encodes 979 amino acids.